Protobothrops mucrosquamatus (brown spotted pit viper) is the source of this 1755-nucleotide messenger RNA. RefSeq names its product vomeronasal type-2 receptor 26-like. The transcript has 7 exons. Gene Ontology annotation, cellular component: membrane. Gene Ontology annotation, biological process: G protein-coupled receptor signaling pathway. Gene Ontology annotation, molecular function: G protein-coupled receptor activity. NCBI's taxonomy places the organism in Eukaryota, Metazoa, Chordata, Lepidosauria, Squamata, Viperidae. The coding region runs from base 1 to 1755 and encodes 584 amino acids. The record is from RefSeq and is a predicted model, not a curated record.
AUGGGAAGAAGGAUUGAUACUUUUCAAGAGUUCCAUCCCUUUCUGGCUAAGAAUGAGUUUUGGAAUUUUUCCCGUGAUAAACUGUAUUUGAAACCAAAUGGAGAUGUAGAAGGAGAUCUGAUAAUCAGGAGCUGCGUGGUUUCCACCAAGGAGAAGCCUGUACUAGAAAACCUGGGGAAUUUUGAAAGACAGAGACUUAUUAUCAACCAAGAUGCUCUUUCACAGUUAAAGUUGCUCAAGAAGAAUCACAGAAGUGACUGUGUCAGUCCAGGGAGAAAUGGAUCUCCUGUUUCUGUUUCUGAUGCUGCUGCUUGUGCUGUCCAAGAGAAACUCUGGAAAGCUCAGAAUCAAAUGCCCCCCAACUUUGAAGCUGCAGGACAUAGGAAAUCCAUGGAACUUUUACAAGCCAGCUGUGGAAGGCAGGACAACCUUUUGGCUCUUCUUGAUGCAGCUGACAGUGACAUCUCCAUUCAGAUAUCAACUUUAGUAGGGUCCUACAAAGUCCCACAGUUCCACCCCUUUCUGGAGAAGAAUGAAUUGUGCAAUCUUUCCCACCUGAAACUAUACUUGGACCAAAAUGGAGAUGUAGCAGCAGAUCUCAAUAUCAUGAGCUCCCUGAUUCUCCCUGAGGAGGAUCCCAUUGAAGAACAAAUAGGGAGCUUGGAAGGACAGAGACUUAUUAUCCGGCAAGAUGUUCUACCACGGCUAGAGCUGCUGAACAAGUCUCUGCCUCAGUCCAAAUGUGUGGAAAACUGUCAUCCUGGAUUUUUCAAGCGGGCUCGGGAAGGAGAGCCAAUUUGCUGCUAUGACUGCAUUCCUUGUCCUGAGGGGACCAUCUCCACUCAGGAAGAUACUGAAAAAUGCACCAAGUGUCCAGAUGAACAAUAUCCAACCAAAAACCGAGUCCAAUGUAUCCCCAAAAGAAGGAACUUUCUGUCCUAUGAAGAACAACUAGGCAUCAUCCUAAUCUCUGUUGCCCUACUCUUGUUCCUAAUCACAGUCCUUAUUUUAAUCAUAUUCAUUAAAUACCUAGAAACUCCCAUCGUCAAAGCCAAUAAUCGGGACCUCUCCUAUAUACUCCUGGUCUGCCUCCUGCUUUGCUUCUUGGCCUCCUUUUUCUUCAUUGGACAACCAAGAAAAGCUACAUGUCUUUUCCGACAAAUGGUAUUUGGCAUUGUCUUCUCAGUAGCUGUGUCUUCUGUAUUAGCCAAAACAAUUACAGUGGUACUGGCGUUCCUGGCCAUAAAACCAGGGAACAAGGUGAGAAGAUGGUUGGGGAAGAGCUUGGCCAACUCCAUCAUCCUUUCUGGUUCUGCUGGCCAAACUUUCAUAUGUGCCCUGUGGUUGGGUGUUUCUCCACCAUUCCCUGACUCUGAUCUGCACUCUCAGCCUGGAGAGAUCAUCCUUCAAUGCAAUGAAGGCUCUGUUGCCAUGUUUUAUGCUGUCCUUGGCUAUAUGUGCUUCCUAGCUGCCAUUUGCUUCAUUGUGGCUUUCCUGGCUAGGAACCUGCCUGGGGCAUUCAAUGAAGCCAAGUUCAUCACCUUCAGCAUGCUGGUCUUCUGCAGUGUAUGGAUCUCCUUCCUGCCCACCUACUUGAGUACCAAAGGAAAGUCCAUGGUGGCCGUGCAGGUCUUCUCCAUUUUGACCUCUGGUGCUGGAUUACUUGUCUGUAUCUUCUUUCCCAAGUGCUAUAUUAUCAUCCUCAGGCCAGAUCUAAAUACUAAGGACCAUCUAAUUAUAAAAGUAGGGAAAUGA